Molecule: messenger RNA, 924 nt
Organism: Trichoderma asperellum CBS 433.97
Lineage: Eukaryota; Fungi; Ascomycota; Sordariomycetes; Hypocreales; Hypocreaceae
Source: RefSeq, a predicted model, not a curated record
CUCGCACGACGCUGUGCAACCUGUCGCUCUCCUCCGACUCUAAUCUUCGCACACCACCGCUCCUCGCUGCGGCCUCAUCGUGUCCGGCUUCACUUCAAUCGCAGCAACUCGCCGGAUGAUGCGCUGUGACUGCUAGAUCGUCGCUACAUUCCUAGGCACGGGCCCUUUGCGACGCUUGCCGAUUCCAAUUCCACUGUCCAACACUCAGCCGCACCAACGCAAAACCCACGACCCUGAAGGAUCGCCGUUAACCGUAGUAGCCGCUACUAUUACCGGAACAAAAGCAAAGAGGAAAAAAAAAAAAAAAAAAUUCAGAGCCUGCAAGAAAAAAGGAAAGAAAUCUCCGGCAGCGAUUCCGAUUGUUUCGACAGGUCACAUCGGAUUACUUUUGCGAUACACAUUUGCAAGCCUGUCGGAUUCCUUACCAAGCUUUUUUCCCAAGGUGUUCACCUACUGAGACAACCACUGCCGUCGCCGGUACUCCAACCAACAGCAUCAUGAGCUCCUCCGCCCAACCAGCGGGGCCAUUGCCAAAGGCCGAUAGAGAGAGGAAGGGAAUUGUCAAAGUAUUCGCCAAGGUCAAGGGCGUUUUGCGAAGAACUGGCACCGAGCGUCAACCGUCUGCUGCCGCUGGAACGUCGGCAGGCGGUGUUGUCGCUACGACUACCACGACCCCAGGAGCUAAGACUGAGGAUGCUCCCAAGCUGUAUGUGUGGCGCUGAGUUGUUUAUUGGGGGGCUUUUUUUUUCGGGCUGUCCUGUUCUGCUUAUGUGUUGUGAGCGAUGCUCAUGGGCAUCCUCCACGCUGGGCUUUACUGGGCUCGCCUGUGGCUGCUGUCCUGCCCUACUCAGAAUAUCGUGCUAACAAAACCUUGAUAUAGUAUCAGCCAUGUCGACGCCAAAGCUGCAGAAGCGAGAGCUCUUU